CAUAUUAAAACACUUUUCUGUAAGCAGACUGGAAAUUCGGGUCAAACGCACCAGUAGAGUCUGAAUGGAAACGUGUUAACCCGCGAGCUGAUUUCAGAUUUGAUUUUUAAUACUCAAGGCACUGAGUAUAUUAAUAUAAUUUGCCUGAUUAAACUAACUUAGGAGUUUCAAGUUACGUUAAAGUUAGGCUAUUCUUACGCGCGGCACGUUAGCGUCUGUCAAUAUGGACGUGGACCCUGUUUCCGUUAGGAUGGACGCAGGCUCUGAUACUCCUUCUCCUGCCUUUCCAGUAGUUUUAAAGAAAAUCAUGGAGAUUCCGCCGCCGAAUCUUCUCGAAGGCGACGACGAAAGUGAUAAAGAGAAAGUCUUCGAGGAUGUGGACACUGGAGGGGUCAGCGGAAUGGGACCGUCGGCUGCCUUAACGCCUGCCAUCUGGGAAAAGACCAUUCCCUAUGAUGGCGAGACCUUCCAUCUGGAAUACAUGGAUCUGGAGGAGUUUCUGAUGGAGAAUGGGAUUCCUGUCGCAGAGGAUGAGGGUCAGCAAAAAAAUGUUGAGAAGGAAACCUUGCAGCUGCCAAAUGAAAAACCAUCCACAACUUCUACAAGCAAGACGGCCCCAGCGAUCUCUCUUAUGCCAGUCAUGGAACUGGAUCAGUGCGAGGAGGAAGUGGUCACAAUCAUGGCAUCCAGCUCUAGCUCAACAGACACCAAAUCAGGUCAGGCCGAAAAAACAGAACAUCCCAUCAGUCCAGAUGAUAUCGAGGUAGAGAUCCCCUAUGAACCGGACCCCACGUAUAUCGUUAAAUUUUUCUCAGAGGAGGAGCUGAAGCCUCAGCCUAUGAUCAAGAAAGCAAAGAAAGUGUUUGUGCCUGAGGAACAGAAGGACGAAAAAUACUGGCAGCGGAGGAAGAAGAAUAAUAUUGCGGCCAAACGUUCACGAGAUGCCAGGCGUCUAAAAGAGAACCAGAUCACAGUACGAGCAGCCUUUCUGGAGCGGGAGAACUCUGCACUGAGGCAGGAAGUGGCAGAGUUACGCAAGGACUUUGGGCGCUGCAAGAACGUUGUUGCACGCUAUGAAGCCAAAUACGGCCCGCUUGCACCGGCUGAAGACCUUUAAACAGUUAUUGAUUUAUUUGCAUUUUUAAAAGGCAAUAAAUUAAUAAUGGUGUGGAAUGAAGAGGAGAAAACGGGAGAUAAGUGAAUGAAUGGUUCAAACUGUAGAGCUUAAGUAAUAUUCAUACUCUUGAAAAAUCAACCACUCUUAUCAACAUACCCCCUUCAGUGCAAAAGCACACACAUGUAUAUCCAAUAGUGCUUUUUUUUUGUACUCCGCCAGGGUAAAAGAGAUCUUCCCUCACUUGUUGUUGUUUCAUGACAGGUUUUAUAAUAUGUAGAUAGUUUUUAGGAAAUAGCGUACAUUGAAAGUCACUGGUUUUUAUUUGUUUAUGAAUGACUGCCGUUGACUUCAUUAUACUUUCUUAUGUAUCUUCAGUAUCUUUGACUUCUCGCAGAAAUUUUAUUAAAAAAUAUAUAUAUAUAUAUUUCCUUUUGGCAAACUUGGUACGAUGUGCCACUAAGUGGUGCAAUUCGUCUUCAAAGUAGAAAUAAAACGCUUAUUAUUAUUAUUAUUAUUAUUAUUGAAAUACGGGGAGUAUGUAUCGCAUAUUUUAUGUGUCAUUACAGAUAACUAAAAAACUGGAGGAGAAAAAACUGUAAACGCAGAAAUUGUGAAUUUGUUUUUGUGCUUCAAGAAAUGUAAAUGUUUUGGAAUUCAGCUGAAAAUGUACUGAAAAUAUGUGCUCUGUAUAGCUGCAAAACUUAUUUACAUAGUGUCUCUGUUAAUAACUCAGUAGAUCUUCUAUUAUCGUAUCUUGUUUACUUCACCAUGGUAGUUUGCCCUUUCUGGGAGCCAUGGAGGUCAGUUUAAGUACAGAAAUAUCACUGUAUGUGUGACAGGUCUUAUAUCUGCUUAGGACUUUUUUCAUAUGUAUCAUAUGAUAUAUAUUUUUUCAGACAAUUAAAUACUUUAAAAAAAGGCUUUGCCGUGUGAACCACACCCUUCAAAGCUCAGAGUCGAUAUGAAUCCGUAAGUGUCUUCAGAGCGCCCCUUUAUAAAAGUGCGCUAGUUACAUAUCAGAAACUCCAAACUUCUCGUGAGGGCUUCAGCCCCCUGCUUGCCGCUUUCUUGCUGCAUUUCAGUCUCAUAUUUUGUGCCGUUUGUCAUUUUGAAACCUAUAUCACCAGGAAAGAAAACACAUAAAGGGUCAAUUUACAAGGUUUACAAACAGUCAGUACUCUCCAUUCAUAGUGUGAAGUGGAAUUAAGAUGUUUUAAUUUUGCGAAAUUCACACGUGAACAUAUUUGUCGUUUUUCAGGUGUUUUGUUGAAAGGGAAUCUGAUAUGUAAUGCAAUCUUGACCAAAGCGAACUCUGAAAAACAUAUUUUCUUUAGCUAGUACGGAAAGACUCCACUUAAAUCAGGUGUUUAAACUUUGAAUAUUUGUGUUAUGUCUGCACUUUUUUUUUUUAUAAGUGCACCUACGGUCUGUCAUUUCUCCUUGAGCUUCCUUUCUGAUAAGUGUGAAAUGUGAGACGAGGGACAAGACAAUGGAAUAGAGUUGGAUGGCUGUUCUAGUUGCGAAGCAUUUCUUCUGUUGAACUAAAAGAAAACUCUCUUGCAUGUAUGAGAUGGCAACCUUGUUGGGAGUAACAAAUCUUAGUUUUUGUCAGAUUUGAAUGUUUUUAUAAUUAUUGUUUCUCUUUGUAAGUCUUGUAAACUUUUUUCGACUUGUAAAUGUUGUCUCAGCGUCUUGUCGUCAGAUGUUUCGUGUUGUACAUAUUAUUAAAGAAUUCAAAAAUG
Puntigrus tetrazona (Sumatra barb) is the source of this 2859-nucleotide messenger RNA. RefSeq names its product TEF transcription factor, PAR bZIP family member a (gene tefa). Gene Ontology annotation, cellular component: nucleus. Gene Ontology annotation, biological process: regulation of transcription by RNA polymerase II. Gene Ontology annotation, molecular function: DNA-binding transcription factor activity, RNA polymerase II-specific; RNA polymerase II cis-regulatory region sequence-specific DNA binding. The record is from RefSeq and is a predicted model, not a curated record. NCBI's taxonomy places the organism in Eukaryota, Metazoa, Chordata, Actinopteri, Cypriniformes, Cyprinidae.